Molecule: messenger RNA, 2168 nt
Organism: Oncorhynchus gorbuscha (pink salmon)
Lineage: Eukaryota; Metazoa; Chordata; Actinopteri; Salmoniformes; Salmonidae
Product: serine/threonine-protein kinase OSR1-like
Exons: 17
Coding region: 136-1653 (505 amino acids)
Biological process (GO): protein phosphorylation
Molecular function (GO): protein serine/threonine kinase activity; ATP binding
Source: RefSeq, a predicted model, not a curated record
UGGCUGCAGUAACUGUCAGGGUGAGGUAGGUAACAUCCCAGAACCGAAUGGAGUAAUUAUCGCGUUACAUUUCUUGAAAACCAACCCACCACAUUCAUUAGAACACUGUAAACAGUGUAAACCUCCAACGAAGCCAUGACAGAGGACCCGAGUGCUCAAACCUGGUCCAUCAACAAGGACGAUUAUGUGCUCAACGAGGUGAUUGGGAGUGGUGCCACGGCUGUGGUGCAGGCGGCCUACUGUGAGCCCAGGAAGGAGAGGGUGGCCAUUAAACGCAUCAACCUGGAGAAGUGUCAGACCAGUAUGGACGAGCUCCUGAAAGAGAUCCAGGCUAUGUCCCAGUGCCACCACCCCAACAUCGUGUCCUACUACACAUCCUUCGUAGUGAAGGACGAGCUGUGGCUGGUAAUGAGGCUACUCAGUGGUGGCUCAGUACUGGACAUCAUUAAACACAUCAUAUCUCGUGGGGAGCAUAAGUCUGGGGUGCUGGAUGAGUCGUCCAUAGCCACCAUCCUUAAAGAGGUCCUGGGAGGAUUGGAGUACCUGCAUAAGAAUGGGCAGAUUCACAGGGAUCUGAAGGCUGGUAAUAUUCUUCUCGGGGAUGAUGGCUCUGUGCAAAUCGCAGACUUUGGUGUGAGUGCCUUCUUAGCGGCGGGAGGAGAUAUGACCAGAACAAAGGUCAGAAAGACAUUUGUUGGAACGCCAUGUUGGAUGGCCCCAGAGGUCAUGGAGCAGGUCAGAGGUUAUGACUACAAAGCAGAUAUCUGGAGUUUCGGGAUCACAGCCAUCGAGCUAGCUACAGGCGCUGCCCCAUAUCAUAAAUAUCCGCCCAUGAAGGUGCUGAUGCUGACCCUGCAGAAUGACCCUCCCUGCUUGGAGACGGGCAUCCAGGACAAGGAGAUGGUGAAGAAGUAUGGCAAGUCCUUCAGGAAGAUGAUCUCACUCUGUCUACAGAAGGAGCCCGAGAAAAGACCAACUGCUGCUGAGCUGCUAAAGCAUAAAUUCUUCACUAAAGCAAAGAAUAAUGAAUACUUGGAAGAGAAGCUCCUUCAGAAAGGUCCAUCGAUAGGAGACAGAUCCAAAAGGGUGCGCCGUGUGCCUGGUUCCAGUGGUCGUCUCCAUAAGACCGAAGACGGGGAGUGGGAGUGGAGUGAUGAUGAGCUGGAUAUGGAGAGUGAGGAGGGCCAGGCAGCCGUGGCAGCUCUAAGGUCUCCCAGAGUGAAAGAUGGAUCCAUCGAGAUCUUCCCUCCAGAAGAUGGUUCUCCUAGUCUGCUCCGUCCAGGAGGGGCAGGGCACGACAAGCCAGCUGAGGCCAUCCUUACCCAGGGAGACGCUGUAGCCCAGGACCCUGCCGCCACCAAAGUCCCCAUCAGCCUGGUGUUGAGGUUGAGGAACUUGAAGAAAGAACUGAAUGACAUCCGAUUUGAGUUCAUGCCUGGUAGAGAUUCAUCAGAUGGAGUGUCUCAGGAGUUGGUAUCCGCAGGUCUAGUCGAUGGGAAAGACGUAGUGGUUGUUGCUGCCAACCUGCAGAAGAUUGUUGAUGAUCCUUUCAACAAUAAAAAUGUAACUUUCAAACUGGCAUCUGGCAUAGACGAGUCGGAGAUCCCUGACGAUGUCAAGCUGAUGGGUUUCGCUCAGCUCAGCAUCAGUUAACUCAAUAUUCCGUCAACAAAGGAGAACAAACAGUAUUGCACAGCGGCAUAGUUCUAAAUUCCAAGACACCACUACUGCCAAAGAAGAGAGCCACAGUGCAUUUGUCAACCUGUAGGGUUAUUUUCUUUACUGAAACCUGCAGUGUUAGUUAAAAUGGGCUCUGAGAAUGGGACCAGUGUAACAAAAAGACAACAGUUAGGACAGGAACAGUAAAUCACACUUGAAAGAGUUUACAGCAGUGUAUUUGGGAGGGAGGACGGCGGGCAUCGCAAUCGACAUAAUCAUCAUCGACUUAAAAAUGAAAUGAACGUUUCUUAUUUCAUUUUCUACAUUUAGCUCUAUAAUCCAAAACAUAUUUUAAUAUAACUCUCUUGAGUUCUGGAAGUGAUAACUUACAGUGCCUUCAAAGUAUUCAGACCCCUUGACCUUUUUCCACAUUUUGGUAUGUUACAGCCUUAUUAUAAAAUGGAUUAAAUAAAUCAAAUCCUCAUCUACACACAAUACCUCAUAAUGAC